CAAUCAGCGGGCGGCAGGGUGCCAGCCCCGGGGCUGCGCCGGCGAAUCGGCGGGGCUCGCGGCCCGGGGUGGGAGGCGGGUCUACUGCGCGGCCGCGGCGGCGGCGGAGCAGCUCCCAGCCAGCAGCCAGCGAGCGCCGAGCGAGCCGCCCGGAGGUCAGAUAGAGGAGUGUCUUCUCUCAGCGCGGGUUGCGGCCUUUGGUGAGAGCAUGUCGUCCAUCUUGCCAUUCACUCCACCGGUUGUGAAAAGGCUGCUGGGAUGGAAGAAAUCAGCUGGUGGAUCUGGAGGAGCAGGCGGAGGAGAGCAGAAUGGACAAGAAGAAAAGUGGUGUGAGAAAGCAGUUAAAAGUUUGGUGAAGAAGCUAAAGAAAACAGGACGAUUAGAUGAGCUUGAGAAAGCCAUCACCACUCAAAAUUGUAAUACUAAAUGUGUCACCAUACCAAGCACUUGCUCUGAAAUUUGGGGACUGAGUACACCAAAUACGAUAGAUCAGUGGGAUACAACAGGCCUUUACAGCUUCUCUGAACAAACCAGGUCUCUGGAUGGCCGUCUACAAGUGUCCCAUCGGAAAGGACUGCCACAUGUGAUAUAUUGCCGAUUGUGGCGCUGGCCUGACCUUCACAGUCACCAUGAGCUCAAAGCAAUCGAAAACUGCGAAUAUGCUUUUAAUCUUAAAAAGGAUGAAGUAUGUGUAAACCCUUACCACUACCAGAGAGUUGAGACACCAGUUCUGCCUCCCGUACUGGUGCCGCGGCACACUGAGAUCCUAACAGAGCUGCCUCCUCUGGACGAUUAUACCCACUCCAUUCCAGAAAACACUAAUUUCCCAGCGGGAAUUGAGCCACAGAGUAAUUACAUCCCAGAAACGCCACCUCCUGGAUAUAUCAGUGAGGAUGGAGAGACAAGCGAUCAGCAGUUGAACCAAAGUAUGGAUACAGGAUCUCCAGCAGAACUAUCUCCUACUACUCUUUCCCCCGUUAAUCAUAGUUUGGAUUUGCAGCCAGUUACUUACUCAGAACCUGCAUUUUGGUGUUCAAUAGCCUAUUAUGAAUUAAACCAGAGGGUUGGCGAGACCUUCCACGCAUCACAGCCCUCACUCACUGUCGACGGUUUCACAGAUCCAUCCAAUUCAGAGAGGUUCUGCCUAGGGUUGCUCUCCAACGUCAACCGAAACGCGACUGUAGAAAUGACAAGAAGACAUAUAGGAAGAGGAGUGCGCUUAUAUUACAUCGGUGGAGAAGUUUUUGCCGAGUGCCUAAGUGAUAGUGCAAUCUUUGUGCAGAGCCCCAACUGUAAUCAGAGAUACGGCUGGCACCCUGCAACCGUGUGUAAGAUCCCACCAGGCUGUAAUCUGAAGAUCUUCAACAACCAGGAAUUUGCUGCUCUUCUGGCUCAGUCCGUUAAUCAGGGUUUUGAAGCCGUGUAUCAGCUAACUAGAAUGUGCACCAUAAGAAUGAGUUUUGUGAAAGGGUGGGGAGCGGAAUACCGAAGGCAGACGGUAACGAGCACUCCUUGCUGGAUUGAGCUUCAUCUGAAUGGACCUCUACAGUGGUUGGACAAAGUAUUAACUCAGAUGGGAUCCCCUUCAGUGCGUUGCUCGAGCAUGUCAUAAGGCUUCGUCACCACUCAAGCCCCAUCAAAAGACUCAAUGUACCAACUCUUCUGUCAUAGUAUUUGUGUGUGGUCCCCAUGGACUGGUCACUGUCCAAAAAUUCAAGAGAGAAAACAGCACUUGAGGUCUCACCCAUUAAAGCACCUUGUGGAAUCGGUUUCCUAUAUUCGAAUAUUAGAUGGGAAAAUUAGUGUCUAGAAAUACCCUCCCAUAUAGGAGAAAGAGAAGAUUUUAAAGACUUAACUGAUGUCUCGUUGGGCAUAAAACCGAGUGUCCCACAGGUUUGUUAAUACCAGUAGUAGCUCUGUGUACAGGUAAUGUGUCAUGAUCCAGCAUCACAGUACUGUGCUGUUCAUAUACACGUUUAGUUUGCUUAAAUUAGGUGUGUGUGUGCUGCUUCUUGAAUUAGGCAAGCCUUUAUAAAGUUACAGUACCUAAUCUGUUAUUCCCACUUCUCCGUUAUUUUUGUGUGUCUUUUUUAAUAUAUAAUAUAUAUCAAGAUUUUCAGAUUAUCAUUUAGAAGCAGAUUUCCCUUGUAGAAAAACUAAUUUUUCUGCCUUUUACCAAAAAUAAACCCUUGGGGGAAGAAAAGUGGAUUAACUUUUGAAAUCCUUGACCUUAAUGUGUUCAGUGGGUCAUUAAACAUUCAUUUUGUGUUAUUUACUGCUAAAUCUCACUAUACGGAAACUGCAGAAAAUCUUUCCAGACCUCUCUUCCAUUCCCACUUUUGCCCUGAUACUAAAACCAUGUAGCAUGACAUCCAUCACUAGUAAUGGUGGCUCCAGUACUGCCAGCACCAGUUAGUUCUGGGGCACAGUACGAGUUCAUACGGCUAAGUCCCUUUGUCUUAAAACAGAUUUCCAUGGAUAGUAAUAGACUCGUGUAACCAAGCAGUCUGUUGAUUUAUCCUGACACCUCAUCAGAACAAAUGGCAGUAGAAUCAUUUUCAGGGAUAUGCUACAAUUACUUCAGUAUAUUUAUCCUUUUUUUAAAGCCAGUCUAUAGAUAUAAACACUCUUUUUUAAAAGCUCUUUUAAAAUAUUUCAAUAGCAGACCUAGUGCUCUCUGAGUUUCUUUUGAGUUCGUUACCAGGUUGUAUUAUGAAAUGGACCUUUUGUAAAUGUAAUUGCUUCUGCAAAAUACCUACAAAAGUGAUGCUGAGGUAUGAUCAGCAGAUAAGGGCCAUCUGUUUUUUAAAGUAUGUUGUAUUAAAUUUAUAAAAAUCUGUUAUUUUACAUAAUUAUGAAUUCAGAAUUUUAAACAUUGGGGAGAAGCAGUUUAGCGAGUUUUUUAGCUUAUAAUUACCUACAGUCUGGGCUCUUCUGAACUAAUCCUAAAUGUGUGGUUGGUAUUACAACCAAGGACAUUUUAGGCUGUGUGGCGAGAGGAGAUUCCAGAAGCUGCACUACGUUGGUAGUCCAUCUGUUCAGUGGCAAAUAAUCCUUAGAUGGAAUGUUGACUCUGCAGUUUAAACAGUUCUUGUUUGCAUCUCUUUACAAGAGGGAAAUUGCCACUCCUGACCCCCUGCUAGUAAAUUUUCAGAUUUUGGAGAUAGACACUUUUGGUACAUGUUCUUUGAAACCAUAUUCAGCUGUCUCUACUGGUAUCAUUUUCAAUACUCUCAGCAUUUGAUUGUUUUCUACUGGGUAUUCCCCCAUUUUCCUAUAUUUGUGUGUACAUGUAUGUGUUCAUGCAGACUUGGUAUAGUAAUUUUUUAUUCUUUCAGCAAGUAGUUCCUCUUCACCUGUUAUGUGUGCCGGGAACUUUCUUUGCUUUGGGUAAAGGUGAACAAAUCAGAUCCAGUCCUGGCCAUGGCUGAGACGUCAGUUACUCUAACCCUUAAUUAGCUCAUUUGUCUACGAAGGAGGUAAACAGGGGACUGUGGUAGAGCAUAGCAGGGAAGGCUUUUCUAAGGAAGUGGUGCUUGAGCUGACAUUUGACAUGAGAAGGGAGCAGGCCAUGGGGAGAGCCCAGGAGACUGGCAUUCCUGGCAAGGAGAAGCAUCAAAUGCCAAGGUUCAUUGUGAAGGCAGCUCAUCAUUAGGUAUUAAUGCUUGCCCAGAAGUCUCUUCACAGAUCCAAACUUGGGGACCAGAAGGGUUCUUUAAUUUACAAUAGUUUAUAUAGUGGCCUUACUUGAUAGACGGCUUCCCUUGUCCCAGGUAUGACCACUGUCAGGCCGGCUGGAGAGAGCCAGUGCAGCCUCUGACCUUUGGAAGGUUUUAGCUUCCUUGAGAGCUUGUGGUGAUGUCAGGGAACAGUUCUGGGGGCAGAGAACAGGUUUGAAAGAGGCAAAAGGGCCUGGCGAUGAGUCUUGGAUGGAGGUGUUCCGUGAAGCCGUUCCAGUGACAGCAUUCCAACUGUGAUUCUAUCUCCAGCUGUGUUGGGGCUCUUCCUUAGAAUAUUCAACUGGGACUCGGCUCUUUGGCGAUGCCUGUUACACUGAGCGCCCAACACCCAUCGAGCCGUUGACUCCACUCGUGUUCAGUAAUCUUACAUGCCUUUUUAGAAGAUGCUAUUUCUUGAAUUCUGUUUUGUCUACUGUGGCUUAAAUCUUGUUGAAUUUCCCCCCCCCCCCUUUAUUGGGGUUGUUUUCAUUCUUCUGAAUGAUAAGUUCUCAAUGUUGAAUUUUGUCCCUGUUUAAAUGAGCAACAUUAUUUAGAACUGCCCCUCCACAGGGCUGAUAACUUUCUUGGUCUCACGUGAGAACUGAGUGAACGCGUUUUCCAUCACAUUCCUAAGAUGGAUGGUGAUUUACAGUCAAGUCCAGCCAGAGCCACCGUAGGGAAUUGGAGGCUGGUGACAUCCCCAUUGACUUUGGUUUAACCAGUGGCAGCUUUGUUUCCAUCCUGUAAUGGAGUUCUAUAUAGAUUUCUUUUUAAAAAAGAGUUUUACAGCUU
Messenger RNA from Enhydra lutris kenyoni (northern sea otter), 4511 nucleotides. It is a transcript of the gene SMAD2, whose product is annotated as SMAD family member 2. Gene Ontology annotation, biological process: regulation of transcription by RNA polymerase II; BMP signaling pathway; cell differentiation. Bases 209 to 1612 code for a protein of 467 amino acids. Gene Ontology annotation, cellular component: heteromeric SMAD protein complex. The transcript is spliced from 11 exons. Lineage: Eukaryota; Metazoa; Chordata; Mammalia; Carnivora; Mustelidae. The record is from RefSeq and is a predicted model, not a curated record. Gene Ontology annotation, molecular function: RNA polymerase II cis-regulatory region sequence-specific DNA binding; I-SMAD binding; DNA-binding transcription factor activity, RNA polymerase II-specific.